Molecule: messenger RNA, 609 nt
Organism: Vicia villosa (hairy vetch)
Lineage: Eukaryota; Viridiplantae; Streptophyta; Magnoliopsida; Fabales; Fabaceae
Exons: 1
Coding region: 1-609 (202 amino acids)
Source: RefSeq, a predicted model, not a curated record
AUGGUCAGCAACAGUUGGUUUGACAAUAAGGAUUUUCUUCCUUUUGUGGAAAAGGAAUGGGGGAACCUUAGAGUUGAAGGCAGAGGCGAUUUCGUGAUUAAAGAAAACUUAAGAUUGCUUAAAAAUAGUCUUCGGAGGUGGAACGUAGAAGUGUUCAGGAAAAAUGAUUUGGAGAUUGAAGAAGGUAUAAAGAAGAUCAAUGAGGCAGAUGAUUUACUAAGUUGUUGUAAGGAGAAUCAAGUGGAGAAAGUGAUUGCUAAUAGAAGUUCUGCAACUAGUCAAAUAUGGAUGCAAUUGAAAAUUAAAGAAAACAUGAUUCCUCAGAAGUCUAGGUUGAAGUGUAAUAGAGGAGGUGAUUCAAAUAGCAGAUUCUUUCACUGUGCGAUGAAGGGUAGGCGUAAGAGCAACUUUAUUGGUAAUAUUAUCACUAACAAUGGGGUCUUGGAGACUGUUGGGGAUGUUAAGGAGGAAAUUAAGAGGCAUUUCAUCGAGAAAUUUACAAAAUAUGAUUACAACCGCCCAUUUUUAGAGGGAGUUUCUCUAAAAUCAUUAUCUAGCAAAGAAAGUGAUUCUCAAGAAGCGCCAUUUUCUAAUUUGGAGAUUAAGUAG